AUGGACCCUCACUCUCGCUUCUUGCAGUUCAACAGCAGACAACCAAAAUCCGGACCCAUUGCUUCGAGCUCACGCUACAUGGAUCCGGUGAAACCUGCUAAUCCUCUAGAUAAUUUCAAGAGAAGGCCCACUCCGUCCAGGAAGUCUUCCACGGCCUCCAUAUCUGCGUUGUACACUUCCAGACCAAUUGCUACGAAUUCCAGGGUGAAACAAGAUGAGCAAUACAGAAAUGAUAUGUAUCUGGCAUUUGUGAACAAUGCACUACAGCAGAAAACAAAUGGCGUGAGUGACGCUUUUGACGAGCUAGUUGACCAGUUCAAUCCGAGGAAGUCGAUAAGUUCUCUGGCGUCACCUACCCCGCAACUUCGUUUCUGGAUCCUGGCUCUUUCUCAUGUCGUUUCGCGCCUCGACCGACCUCAUUUUGCUUUGGUCGAGGCCAUUCUGAGUACCCCUUGGACGACCAUGGACACCAGUUUUGUCAAGUCCUACACAGCAUUCAUCGGCAUGCUUGUCAGCGCAAAACCUGAAUACUUAUCGCUCGUGCUUGGGAAAAUCGCACAGGGACUGACCUACCAAUCAGGUUUUCAAGCCCUGAACGCGGGACCGGCGGAAGGCUCCUCGAGCCCCAUCACCCGUCGUAUUGUUUACGAUCGUGUACAUUUCCUAUUGCAACAUCUAAUUUCCCUUGUCCCCACAAUACCCUCCGCAUUCCAACCCUUUCUUGUCCGGAACUUCCCGCACAAACGACAGAAUCUGGCAACGCAGGUUACAUACAUACGGAAUCUCUUGAGGAUAACUGAGUACUGCUCUGAACUUUCGGAUCGCAUAUUGGCAACUAUUGUAGAUCGUACCAUCCAGAUUGAUGUUGAGAUCCAGGUGGAACUUGAAGAGUUGGAGGAACAGCUAGCCAAUGAAGGUCCGAACGAGGUAUUUGAGUUGGAUCCAUUCGAUACACUGGUCGGCCAAGAGGGAGAGGACACCGAUUCGGAGGACGAUGACGACGAAGAUGGUUUCAGUGAUCUCUCCUCUGACGCCGGCGGAGAUAUCGAUGAUGAUGACACGCCAGACGUCCCGUCUGAUUUCAAGCAAGUCCAGAGUAUGGUGGACAAACUAGACGCGAUUCUGAAGACGAUAUUCGACCACUUCAAUCGUACACAUUCGUCCGAUCCUGCAACCUCGGUUGGGUUAUCGACUCCCUUGUCUCGCUCCGAUUCCCCGCUGUUACCAGUGGAGCCUCUCCCUCCUCCAUCUCCUUCGCCUGUCGAACGAGGCAAAUUGGUCCGACGCCAGCAAUUCCAUACUCUAAUGUCCAUUUUUGACAGGACCAUCCUUCGCACAUUCAAGUCUCGUUACACCCAGUUUCUGAUUUUCUGGUACUCGUCGCUAGAUCCAGAGUUCAGUGAUUUAUUCCAAGGGACGUUAGUAUCAAAAGCACUGCUAGAGGAGGACCAGCCCGCAGUAACCCGUGCUGCCGCCGCCAGCUACAUCGCUAGUUUCGUGAGCCGAGCUCAAUUUGUUGAUCGGCAGAGCACGCGGGGUGUGGUUGCACUGUUGUGCAAUUUUCUGCGGAGUCGCCUGGACCUGUUCGAUGCGAUGAUGCAGACGGGUGCUGUGUUACCCAGCCUAGCUCACCAUAGCGUGUUCUACGCAGUGACUCAGGCGGUGUUCUUGAUCUUCUGUUUCCGAUGGAGGGAUUUACUUGAGGAUGAAGAGGAUGUGGACGAAUAUGCCUCCAUCGGCGUUCCAAAGAAGAAGUGGAUGGUGGAACUCGACAUACUGCAGCGCGUUAUCACGUCCGAGCUGAAUCCUUUGAAGGUCUGUUCGUCUAACGUCGUCAUGCAAUUUGCGAGGGUUGCACAGGCGACGGACUUCAUAUACUGCUAUUCCAUCCUAGAAGCCAACAAGCGGUCUGACUAUGCCCCAGCUUCUCCUGCCCCGACCACCGCUGGCCCGCAGCUGAAUGCCCGCGGUCCCACGAUACAUCUGUCCAUGUUUGGCCAAUCCCUGACUUCGGAGCUUAACACGUUCUUCCCCUUUGACCCUUACAAGCUGCCCCGAUCAGGGUCAUACAUCCAGGGGGUCUAUCGCGAAUGGUCGUCCGUUGCGAUUGACGAUGACGAUGAGGAAGAGGAGGAAGAUGAGGUUGAAGAGGUGGGCGAAGACGAGGACGACGAUGCGGAGCAGGAUGCAGGGCCGAAGGGCAUCGUUAUUGCUGGGGUGCGCAGGGUGGCUAAAGAUAAGGAGGCGAAUGAUUUGGGCGCGUCCUUUGGCGGCAUGAGCAUCAGUCCGAUGUAUCCUAGCCCGUUGAAGGCGACUGCUUCAUAG
Molecule: messenger RNA, 2325 nt
Organism: Sparassis crispa
Lineage: Eukaryota; Fungi; Basidiomycota; Agaricomycetes; Polyporales; Sparassidaceae
Product: RNA polymerase I-specific transcription initiation factor RRN3
Exons: 6
Coding region: 1-2325 (774 amino acids)
Biological process (GO): transcription initiation at RNA polymerase I promoter
Cellular component (GO): nucleus
Molecular function (GO): RNA polymerase I core binding; RNA polymerase I general transcription initiation factor activity
Source: RefSeq, a predicted model, not a curated record